CCUUGUAUAAGAACCCCAAUUGUCACCCUCGUUUUCUUUUUUAGUUUUUUUUUUAUUAUUUUUCGGUUUUCACAGACACAGCUGAAUGCUGAAGCAUUUAUCCCUCUCCGUUCUCCGGCCACUCCCUGUCCUGCCAACCGGUGAAGCAGACAAUUGCGACAGCUAAAAAUAACAAGAGAAAAGCUGAGAACCCCACCUUCCCAUGUACAAUAGCAGGCGGGAUUAAGAGGGAUACUUUUAUCAGUAUAAAUUAAUUAACAAGCGGCGGAGGGAUUGGAUUUGGAUGAAAAUAAGAGAUGCCUCCCAAGCAGCCAUCAAAAACCGAUUUAGCCAAGAAGCAGAAGAUAGUCGAGGACAAGACCUUCGGUCUCAAAAACAAGAACAAGUCCAAAAAUGUCCAGAAAUACGUUCAAUCCCUUAAGCAAUCCGUCCAGCCGAAACCUGACACCUCCAAAAUCAACGCCAAGAAAAAGAUGGAAGAAGAGAAGGCUAAAGAGAAGGAGCUGAAUGAUUUAUUCAAAGUUGCUGUCAGUCAACCUAAAGUACCCGUUGGUGUUGAUCCAAAAUCAAUAUUGUGCGAGUAUUUUAAGGUGGGGCAGUGUGCCAAGGGUUUUAAAUGCAAGUUCUCACACGAUUUGAAUGUUCAAAGGAAGGGGGAGAAAAUUGAUAUCUACAGCGACACGCGUGAUCAAGGGAUAGAAGAAGAUACAAUGGAUGACUGGGAUCAGGAGACAUUGGAGAAGGUUGUGGAGUCGAAAAGUAACGAGUAUAAUAAAAAUAAGCCAACUGAUAUAGUAUGUAAAUACUUUUUGGAAGCAGUGGAGAAAAAGCAAUAUGGUUGGUUUUGGGUGUGCCCAAAUGGUGGUAAAGAUUGCCAUUACAGACAUGCUCUUCCUCCUGGAUAUGUUCUAAAAUCUCAGAUCAAGGCUCUGAUCGAGGAAGAAACUGAGAAAAUAUCUAUUGAAGAGGAGAUUGAAGAUCAGCGUGCAAAAGUAGCGACUACAACUCCUAUGACUCCUGAGCUUUUUGUGCAAUGGAAGAAGAAAAAGAUGGAGGAAAGAGAUGCUAGCUUAGCUGCUCAGGUGGCUGAUAGGGCUAAAAAUGAUCGUAUGAGUGGUCGCGAGCUGUUCCUGUCAGAUGCUAGCUUGUUUGUGGAUGAUGUUGGGGCCUAUGACCGGUACCAGAGACACGAAGAGUCGGAUGUUCCUGAACAAAAGGGUGAAAAAGUCUCUACUACAGACGGACCAAGUUCUUCAACUUCAGUUGCCCAAGCUGCUGAAGGGCUUUCUGAUGACAAUGUUGAUGACGAUGAUGAGGACGACUUGGACGUGGAUGAGUUGGAUGAACUGGAAGCAAGCUUAUCGAGAGCAUCACUUCAAAUCAAUGAACCAAGUGAUAGAGUUUGAUCUUUGGUAAGAGGCAGAGUCUACAUUCUACUAAAGCCAAUAGUCUCUCAUCUGUUGGUUGGGCUGGAUAUGGUUUUCACCUUCGUGGACUUUUAUUCGAUUUUGUUGUUAUAUCGAGGUUACAUUGGAUUUUGUCUGCCGGUUAACACAGAUGGAGUACUCUCUGCGAUCAAAUGGAUCGGAGCUGUCCAGAAGAGAUUUCUUUAGUCUCCUGAAAAUGUUUUCUUGGUUUGCCUUCUCCGUUGGGGCAAGAGGGAUGUCUAUUCAUUGAGGAAUUGGCUUACAACUUUGAUAGGAUGGAGCAUGUGAUAGUUAAAUAUCAUCAUUUGUGUCCCUUUUUUCGGUAGGAAAAUGACUGUAAUCUUGAUACAGCCAUCUAGUGACAAGUCGAUGGCCAAAUUUUCAACCCUUAAAUAAUAGGUCCUCAUUCCGGAUU
Coffea eugenioides is the source of this 1842-nucleotide messenger RNA. Its product is annotated as zinc finger CCCH domain-containing protein 11-like. NCBI's taxonomy places the organism in Eukaryota, Viridiplantae, Streptophyta, Magnoliopsida, Gentianales, Rubiaceae. Gene Ontology annotation, cellular component: cytosol. The transcript is spliced from 8 exons. Gene Ontology annotation, molecular function: metal ion binding; mRNA binding. The coding region runs from base 297 to 1406 and encodes 369 amino acids. The record is from RefSeq and is a predicted model, not a curated record. Gene Ontology annotation, biological process: cytoplasmic translation.